Messenger RNA from Quercus robur (English oak), 1812 nucleotides. RefSeq names its product mRNA-decapping enzyme-like protein. The transcript is spliced from 8 exons. Lineage: Eukaryota; Viridiplantae; Streptophyta; Magnoliopsida; Fagales; Fagaceae. The record is from RefSeq and is a predicted model, not a curated record. The coding region runs from base 185 to 1285 and encodes 366 amino acids. Gene Ontology annotation, cellular component: P-body. Gene Ontology annotation, biological process: deadenylation-independent decapping of nuclear-transcribed mRNA; deadenylation-dependent decapping of nuclear-transcribed mRNA; positive regulation of catalytic activity. Gene Ontology annotation, molecular function: mRNA binding; enzyme activator activity.
ACGACUCCAGUAGUAGUAGAACAGUAAAAAAACAACAAAAAACUUUUUCUUCUCUCUCUCUCACUAGCAUGCUCUGCUCUCUCUCUCUCUCUCUAUAACUUUCCUGGGAAAGUAAAUUCCAAAAGGAAAAUUAAUUUCGAUUUAGGGUUUUUUAUUUUUUAUUUUUAUUUUUUUGGUGUGAAUAAUGUCUCAGACAGGGAAAUUGAUGCCGAAUCUGGAUCAACAGAGCACAAAAAUGCUCAACCUCACUGUGCUCCAAAGAAUCGAUCCCUUCAUUGAAGAGAUCUUAAUCACCGCCGCUCACGUCACCUUCUACGAGUUCAACAUCGAGAGCAACCAAUGGAGUCGCAAAGACGUUGAAGGAUCUCUUUUUGUUGUUAAGAGGAAUACUCAGCCGCGGUUCCAAUUUAUUGUAAUGAAUAGGCGUAACACAGAUAACCUAGUGGAGAAUCUCUUGGGAGAUUUUGAGUAUGAAGUUCAAGUUCCAUAUCUGUUGUACCGGAAUGCAUCCCAAGAGGUUAAUGGAAUUUGGUUUUACAAUCCACGGGAGUGUGACGAUGUUGCGAAUCUAUUUAGUAGGAUACUUAAUGCAUAUUCAAAAGUUCCUACAAAGUCAAAAGUAUCUUCAAGCAAAAGUGAGUUUGAGGAACUUGAAGCAGUCCCAUCCAUGUCAUUAAUGGAAGGUCCUCUGGAACCAUCAUCAUCUGCCACUGACGCACCUGAAGAUUCUUCCUUUCGGAAUCUUUUUAAUACAGCUAUGAAUAUUGGAGCUCCAAAUGUAGCGAACUCUAGACAGCUGUCACAGCCCUAUCAUUCUUCUGCAGCUCUCCCUUUAUCUUCUCAUUCAUCUAGUGUUGUUUCUUCUACUGCUCCAACUCCACAAGUACCAUCACUUUCUCUUUCAGCUCCAUCUAAUCCAACUCCCCUUCAAGACACCGUUGAUCCAAUCAGCAGCAACAAUCUGGUCGCUAAUCUUCUGAAGCCCUCUUCUUUUUUUGCACCCCCUUCCUCAUCGGCCUUGAUAAUGCCGCCUAUUUCUUCAUCUAUCCCAACUGCUCCUGUCCUUCACCCUCCCCUGAAUCUGCAACGUCCAUAUGGCACUCCAAUGCUUCAACCCUUUCCACCACCCACUCCACCAUUGUCGCUUACUCCGAGUUCUUCUCCUUCAAAUGAUGGACUUCUUAUUAGCAGAGACAAAGUUCGCGAUGCACUUCUGAUGCUUGUUCAGGACGAUCAAUUUAUUGACAUGUUUUACAAAGCAUUAGUGAAGGUGCACCAUCCUUGAGUACCUCUAGAGAACUAGUGAGCUUUCCUUCUGAAGAUAUUGCUGAUCUAAACAUGUGUGUAAAAAUCAGUUCUGUAUAUAGCUCUGGUUCCAUAAAUAAUGAUGGUGGAUAAUAUCUUUGAACAGAAUUUUCUUCCAAUUCAAGUUGAGGAAAGUUUCCCCAGCCCACAAUAUGGCGAUUCAACCAAUCAUCUAUGUCUAUUUUUAAUCGCAUUACCUUUUUAAUAGCUAUACACUUGUUUAGGCUACUUAAUGGGUCAUAUGAUUAAAAUACAGGUGGAUGGUUAUUUUAAUCACCACAGGUUUGAGGAGAUCUCUUUAAAUUGGAGGAAAACUUUGUGCAAUAUCUUUUUCUGUGUAACUUUACUGAUACUUCAGCCUUUUUGGAAACUUGUCUACUUUGAGAAGUUGCUUUCUUGGAUGUAGGGUAGCGCUCUCUUGUUGGGUUUUGUGUAUUUCAUUUUCUCCCCUUGAAUAGAAUGUUGGUAAUAGUUGAAAUAGACAUUUUUGUUCAUUUCAGAGGUUUA